Messenger RNA from Leptosomus discolor (cuckoo roller), 521 nucleotides. The record is from RefSeq and is a predicted model, not a curated record. NCBI's taxonomy places the organism in Eukaryota, Metazoa, Chordata, Aves, Leptosomiformes, Leptosomidae.
AGUUACAGACAAGUUCACCGAGAGCAUGUACGUGCUGGCCAACGAGCCCUCCGUGGCCCUGUACCGGCUGCAGGAGCACGUGCGGCGAUCCCUGCCGGAGCUGGCGCAGCACAAGUCCGACAUGCAGAGCUGGGAGGAGCAGAGCCAAGGAGCAAUCUACACGGUGGAGUACGCCUGCAGUGCCAUAAAGAACAUGACUGACAGCAGCGUGUACUUCAAGAGCAUCGACAGCCUCCUCAAGCACGCCAUAGCCAUGAAGGACCAGCUGAACGCUGCUCAGGGCCGCAGCGCUGUUGCCCCACAAGCCAAGAAUCCUCCAGCCAGUUCCUGAUUUCGGACAAGACUGACCGUCCUCUGCUGCCUUCUCCAGCCCAGCUCUAUGUUCUCCAGCCGCGGGAGGAGUGAGAAACCACCUGCUCGAUCUGUGAAGCUGCACAGGGGUCUCUGCCUGCCUGGCCAUUCCCAGUAACAAGGUGCUGCACCUGAGCAGGCAAAUCCUGCCCCUGGGGUCAGGACUGCCU